GUGGCCCGUGAGGGAGAGGCUCGUAGUUGGAGAGCCGCUCCUCUUCGGCCUUAUUGUGACCUAUGAGCUAGUGACUCUGUGAGGGCUUCAGGUUGUGACUCAGAAGGAGAUUCGGAGAUGGCCAGAUUGAGUAGGGAGUGAGGGAGAGGUUUCUUAACCCUCGCUGCUAUGAGCGUGAGAGAUCCGGCCCUCGCCUAACUAAUGCCACUCCUCGGCCCUCGCUGCUGUGAGCAUCAUGGGCUCACACUGACUGAGUCGCUUUAGGGCCGAGGGAGAUUCGGAGAAGACGACGAGUGAGGGAGAGCCCGAGAGGCUUCUAGUCUGUAGGCUGGCUGUAGCUCUUCUUCCUUCUACGCUGCGUGCGUGCUGCUACUCAAAUAAAAUAUUUGAUCCAAAUGAUUUAUAGGAACAUAAAUUUUGAGUUUUGGACUUCAAACAAAAUUCAAUAUAAUUUUAUACAUAUUUUAUCUAAAUUCACCUAACUUAAAAUUUAAAAUCUUUUUCAAAAAUAGAGUUAGAGUUUAUAAUAUUAUUUUUGAACAAACAUUUUUAUUUAUUUUUUUGAGAUUUUCUUCCUAUGCCAAUUCAAAAGCAUUUUCAUAGAAAAAAAUAAAUUAAUAAGACAUUUCACAAAAAUGCAAAACAAAUAAAAGUAAAGAGGGUCAAACCUCCCCCCCAGCUUGAGGCACAAAACUACACUCUCUCAAGCCUUCCAUAUAAACCCUACAAAGCCCAAACAGUUAUGAAGAUUGCCAGUUCCUUUGUCAGGCUAUUUUGGUAUGGCUCUGGCUAGGGGAAUUCCCGUUCCUUCUUCUCAAUCAUCUCAAUUUAGGAAAUCAGUUCCCAUUAAUUCACGACGCAUAUCUUCCAUUCAAUUCUCUUCUUCUUUCUCUUCCUCACCUUUCACAGAAAAGCACUCGCUCCAACGCUACCAGAGAGACAUAUGGGUCUACAAGGACCAGUCGGAGCACGCUUUCUCGUGCCCCUUUCCACCGGAUUCCAACUCCAUAAGGGAAAACGACAUCGCUCUGCAGCUACCCGAGUUGAAGAAGCUGCUUCGGGUGUUGAGACAGAAGAGAAUCGAUGAAGGGUCUGAUGGGAGAAAGAAAGGGCCUGGGAACGUGUUCCUGGUGGGGACUGGACCUGGAGACCCUGAGCUUCUGACUUUGAAGGCGGUGAGAGUGAUUCAGAGUGCUGAUCUUCUGCUUUACGAUCGAUUGGUGUCUAACGAUGUGUUGAAUUUGGUCGGACCUGAUGCUAGACUUCUUUAUGUGGGCAAGACUGCAGGCUACCAUAGUAGAACCCAGGAGGAGAUACAUGAGUUGCUUUUGAGCUUUGCUGAAGCCGGAGCUACUGUUGCCAGGCUUAAAGGUGGGGAUCCUCUGGUAUUUGGGAGAGGUGGCGAGGAGAUGGAUUUCCUGCAACAGCAAGGGAUUCAAGUGAAAGUUAUUCCAGGUGUUACUGCUGCUUCAGGAAUAGCAGCAGAGCUGGGAAUACCAUUAACUCAUCGAGGAGUUGCAAAUAGUGUUAUAUUUCUUACAGGCCACACAAGGAAAGGAGGAACUGAUCCUCUAUUUGUUGCAGAGAAUGCAGCAGAUCCUAAUUCAACUUUGGUUGUAUACAUGGGUUUGUUAACUCUCCCUUCUCUUGCCCUAAAAUUGAUGCAUCAUGGCAUGCCUCCCAAUACACCUGCUGCUGCAAUUGAGCGAGGGACCACACCUCAACAACGCAUUGCAUUUGCGGAGUUGAAGCAUCUUGGUGAUGAGAUUGCAUCAGCAGAGUUAGUAUCACCAACGCUUAUAAUCAUUGGGAAGGUUGUUGCACUUUCACCAUUUUGGCCACAUUCUUCUAAAGAAGCUUCUGUUUUUGUAGCGGCUAAAUAAGCAUGACUGGGGGUACACACUGUGUAUGAGGAUUCAGCACAAAUUUUUUUACUACAUGAUUUGUUGGUGACCACUUUUGUUACAGUGGUUUAUAGAGUUAUAAACCAUCCUCGGCAUGGUUUACAUUCUGGUACCAAGACCAAAUCCCUGUCGUGGUGGAAAAGGAGAGAAAAAUCUUGAAGUUCUAUGAAAUGGUGGAAUGUAAUUGUUGUAAAAGGUUUUUUUGAUUUUCAGUGUGGCUCGGACUAAGAUCUGUCAUUGUUAUCAUUGUUCUUUUUUCAAUAUUUAUGAGCAUACACAAAUAAUUGAAAA
Messenger RNA from Malania oleifera, 2195 nucleotides. Its product is annotated as S-adenosyl-L-methionine-dependent uroporphyrinogen III methyltransferase, chloroplastic. The record is from RefSeq and is a predicted model, not a curated record. The transcript has 5 exons. Bases 780 to 1883 code for a protein of 367 amino acids. Gene Ontology annotation, biological process: siroheme biosynthetic process. Gene Ontology annotation, molecular function: uroporphyrin-III C-methyltransferase activity. NCBI's taxonomy places the organism in Eukaryota, Viridiplantae, Streptophyta, Magnoliopsida, Santalales, Ximeniaceae.